GACACAUGCGGGUCUCUGGCACUGCACAGGCGUAUUCCUUCAGCUCCUGGAGUUGUUACAUAUAUACACACAUAUAUAAAUGUAUGUGCUGAAGAGGACACACUCUGCUGGGACGCAUCGUUGGGGGUGAGGGAUUCUUUCCGAUCUAAAAGUAUUACAGUCGGAUGGACGAUCUAACGACAGCCACGACUGUCCGCUCUGCUGGAGGGGAUGUUUUUGUGAGUGCAGGAGCGUCAGGUGAGAGAACCGCAUCAGGAGGCUCUAGCAGCACAGUUAUGUUCACGUCCAGCAGCUCCUCUAGACCAGGAGGCCUCGGCAUCUCAACUCUGGGAGCCUCCUCUGCUGUGUCCUCCGGUGGAGGGAGGUCAGCAGCCUCGGGGGGCUCAGGGGCAGUGUUCAGGGCCCACGGAGGAGGGUCCUCCAGCAUGUCCUCCAGCAUGUCCUCCAGCAUGUCCUCUGGUGUCACGAGCGGAGGCAGAGAAGGAAAAGGGGAUGGGGGUCUAGGUGCGGUGACGGGUUCAACGGUGACCAAGGCCAGCUAUGGCCCGGGAGGAUCUGGGGAAGCGAGGAGAGGAUCGUCUUCCGCUGUCUCUCAUUCACCUGCUCCGAAAGAGAGGAAGAGCAUGAGCACCAGCAUGGCAGCGGCUCUCUCAGAUGUCUUUUACGAGAGUUCAAGCACAAACUCCUCUCCAGAGUACAACAGGAAGGAGUACGGCUCUUCAAGCGCAACUUCCAGUUGUGCGACCAGAGGGAGAACUCAGAGCAGAGAGAGUGAGAUCAGAGCCCGGCUGCAGAGCGCCUCUCCCCCAGCGAGCUGGUCGGAGCUGGACGACGUGAAGCGCCUGCUGAGAGGAAACCGCUCCGCCGGCACGGGCCCCACGCCGUCCUCUAACAACACGCUGCCCAUCCCCAAGAAGGCCAGCGUGGACACCAGGGCCAUGUCGGAGAGCUGCAGCGCAGACCACUACGGCAGCAUUUGGUCCGGAGGCGUGAGCAGUAGCUACAGUUACAACACCAACCCCAACAACCUGUCCUCCUCCUCCACCCUUCCCCCGUCAGGCGUUCAGAACAACCUGACACUCAGCUCCUCCUCCAUGAACGAUGGACCAUCUGCUGGCAGCACUGGUCCUGUGUACGGUGUUCAGAAUAACCUGGCCGGCACCGGUCCGAUGGACCUCUCUCCAGCUGGAACCAACACACACAUAGUUUACGGGGUGCAGAAAAACGUGCCUGGCACCGGGAUGGGCACCACUACAGUGAGACCCAGCAGUGACGACGCCUCGGGCAGAGACUUUAAGUUUGUGCUGAUAGAGAAGGACAACGUUGCCGCUAGGAAGGAGGCAGAGCGGCUGGUGAUGACCAAAGACACGGGGAAGCAGUUCAUGUCUGCUGCCCCUGCUCAUGCUUCUGCUGCCUACUCUGGGAAGAGAGAGAAGCAGGGGCUGUCAUCCAGCAGAGUGGAGGCAGGAACGGAUGCUCAAUCUGCAACGCAAAAAGUUGCCACAAAAGACAAAGCCACCUAUGCAGAGAUCGGUAAGGAAGAGUCCCCCUUCAGCUUCUGGUCCUGCUGCAGCUGGUGGAAGUGGCUGCUCGGCCUCCUGCUCAGCCUGCUCCUCCUCCUCGGCCUCCUCUUUGGACUCAUCGCUUUGGGUGAGGAGGUGAAACGGCUAAAGAAGCGCGUUGACGCUCUGGAGGCCAUCACCGGCACCGCGUCAGCCAGGUCCAGCCGACUGUCGGCCUCCUCCGGCAUCAACAUGGUCGACCCUCUGGACGCGUCAUACAUCGGCAGCAGCUCCUCCGGGUCCACCCUGACCCGCUCCGGCAACGGAAUCAACCUGGGGGCUGCUGGGCCCGGGGGAGGUGCAGGGAGCGGACCGGGACAGGAGGGCGCUGCCCUGCAGAGAGCCGUGCAGCAGCUGGUCAGGGCGGAACUCCUCUCGGAUGCUGUGAGAGAUACACUUGCAUACUCAAUAAAAGGACAGAGAGGAGAUCCAGGACCUCAAGGGGAUCCAGGGCUGCUAGGACAAAAAGGUGAUAGCGGAUUUCCUGGCCUGCCAGGACCCCCUGGGCAGAUGGGACACCCAGGAUUGGAUGGACCGAGAGGACCAAAGGGAAGCGAAGGUGAACCAGGUUCUGGGGGACCCCCAGGUCAGAGGGGCCGUGACGGGCCGAUGGGCCCCCGUGGAGAGGCUGGACCGCCAGGCUUUGGAGAGAAAGGAGACAAAGGAUCUCAAGGCGAGGCAGGACGUCCAGGUCCUGCUGGUGCUGCUGGUCCUGUGGGGCCGAAAGGAGCCAUGGGAGAGCAGGGUACCUCAGGAAGCCUCGGGGCUCCAGGUCCAAAGGGUUUCCAGGGCGAAGCAGGAGCACCAGGAGAUAACGGUGAUCGAGGAACACCGGGGCUGACGGGAACCAAAGGAGAACCGGGAGAGAGGGGACCACGUGGGCCAGCAGGUGAACCUGGACAACCAGGACCACAAGGACCUGCUGGACCAAAGGGAUCUAAAGGAAUUUCAGGUGACACGGGUUCGAUGGGACUUCCUGGACUGAGGGGACAGCCUGGACUGGGAGAUGUUGGUCCCCCAGGGCAACCAGGAUCACCUGGUAAAGUCAUCGCUCCCAUUGGCUCCAAUACUGUGGCCAUCCCCGGACCUCCAGGGCCUGCUGGGCCUCCAGGUCCUGCUGGAACCCAUGGUCUGUCUGGACCCAUUGGCCCCGCUGGUGUCCCAGGACAACCUGGCCUUAAGGGAGAACAAGGAGAGAAAGGAGAAAAGGGACAGCCAGGAAAACCUGCUGAGUCUGGGAGUAUCGUGAGGCCAGAAACUGGCAAUGCUACCCAAACUGACAGACUUUCUUCAGCGGUUAGACUGCCCGGCCCACCUGGACCUCCAGGGCCUCCUGGAGCAGCUGGUGCGCAAGGCCCUCCUGGUGAAAUUAAACAGGGACCUCCAGGACGCAGUGGUCCUGCAGGAGAGCCAGGAGUUGGUUUACCUGGACCUCGAGGAGAGCCUGGCAGCUUUGUGCCGACCUCAGAAACCUUUUUUGCUGGACCACCAGGACCCCCCGGCCCAGCAGGCACCCAAGGACCCCAGGGGUACCAAGGUGAACCAGGUCAACCAGGUCUUCCAGGGAGUCCAGGGCAGCAUGCUGUUGGUUUCCCAGGCCAGCCUGGACCCAGGGGGCCUGAGGGGCCACCAGGCCCAGAAGGACCACAAGGACCUAACGGUUAUGCAGGAGUCCCUGUGUUCUCCAAUGGUGGCUCGUUCAGUCCUGGAGCCCCAGGCCUACCUGGACCACCUGGACCACCUGGAAGAGAUGGAAGUGGAUCUGGAUCAGCGGAGGUGGGCCAGUACAUAGCAGAGUACCUUCAGAGUUUCCCAGGUCAGCCUGGACCCAGGGGGUCUCAGGGUCCACCGGGCCCAGAGGGCCCACAAGGACCCAAAGUUCAAGAUAAGACAGCUGGAGGCCGAGGCAGAGACCAGCACAGCAACAGAGCACACAAUGACAUGUUACUGUUCCUUACAGGCGACGCAGGAGCACCCAGGGCCUCCAAUGGUGGAUCGUUCAGUCCUGGAGCCCCAGGCCUACCUGGACCACCUGGACCACCUGGAAGAGAUGGAAGUGGAUCUGGAUCAAGGGAUGUGGGCCAGUACAUAGCAGAGUACCUUCAGAGAGGCGACAUCAGGCAGUACCUGGCUGGACCUCCUGGUCCUCCCGGUCCACCAGGGGCCACAGGGACUGCAGGGGACAGGCUGGUGGAUGAUUUGGCCAAUCAAGUUAUCGCCUACAUCCAGAGGUCAGGUAGAGGAUAUGAUGGGACUCCUGGCCCUGCUGGCCCUCCAGGUCCACCUGGCACUAUCUCUGUCAAUGACGUUAUCAACUUAUUACAACGAGAGGACGUGAGGAGAUACGUUGGUGGUACUGCUGGACCCCCAGGACCUCCUGGAGCUCCAGGCCACGGCAGCUAUGGAUUCAACACUCAGGAUGUGGCGGACCGUGUCCUUGCCCUCAUGAAUGAGAGGGGGGUGGUUGGUGUCCCUGGACCACGUGGGCUUCCGGGGCCUCCUGGAAACGUGUUAUCAAGUGGAUACCAAGCAGUUCCUCAGAGGCUUCCUGGUUCCCCUGGUAUCCCUGGCCCACAAGGUCCACCUGGCCCAGCCGGUCCACCAGGAUUUGGGGCCGACAUCAGCUCAGACAUGCGUGACUACCUGCAAAGUGCUGCCCUCAGAGGCCUACCAGGCCCCCCUGGUCCCCCUGGACCCGAGGGCAGCCCUGGUCGAAUCCACGGCCUGGUGACCCAUGCGGAGCAUGCCAACAGAGAGAUGCUGAAAGCAGAACAACAAUAUUAUCUCAAGAGUGACGGUGUGAGAGAAGCUAUGUUUGGACUUCCUGGGACGCCAGGACCUCCUGGACCCCAAGGACACAAGGGAGAGCCAGGUGUACCUAGCGCCAGAGACUGGAACCUGGAUACUGGAGACUACUCCAAUAUGGCUGUCAAAGUAACUGAUUAUAUCAAAUCCCGCGGCCUUCUGCACGACAUCGUGAGGGAACACAACAGUCGUGUUUUCCAAGGACCUCCGGGACCGCCUGGCCCCGCAGGUCCCCCUGGAUACAGCCGGUGGUUUGGUUCCAAUGGAAAUGCCACCGAUCUGCUGGGUUACAUCAAAUCUCACGGUCUGCUGCGUGACGUCGAUCGGAACCACAAUGAACGGGCCAUCCAGGGCCCGCCGGGACCACCUGGCCCACCCGGUCACCCCGGAAACAGCCGACUGUUUGGUUCCCACGCAAAUGUCACUGAUUUAGUGGAAUACAUCAAAACACAUGGAGCCAUUGUAGGGUUGCUGGGGAGACCAGGACACAAAGGGGACACGGGAUACCCGGGGCCAAAAGGAGAGAGAGGUGAACGAGGUCGUCCUGGGCUAGAAGGACACAUGGGACAGAAAGGCGACAGAGGAGACUUCAACCUGACGACCAACCGAAGGAGGGACGUCGGCACUUGAGUCACGCUACUGAACGAUGGACCUCAAGAGACAAUCCUGUUUUAUAUGGAGGUCGUAUGGAGGUCGUGUGUAAAGAAAACCAGAGUUUAUUAAUACAAGCUGGUUUUUGAUCCACUGCAUCCUUCAUUU
Cyclopterus lumpus (lumpfish) is the source of this 5126-nucleotide messenger RNA. RefSeq names its product collagen alpha-1(XVII) chain-like. Lineage: Eukaryota; Metazoa; Chordata; Actinopteri; Perciformes; Cyclopteridae. The transcript is spliced from 54 exons. The record is from RefSeq and is a predicted model, not a curated record. Bases 165 to 4997 code for a protein of 1610 amino acids.